AUGAGGCUUUGGUCGUGCCUCAGGAGGCCCGCAGAGAGGGCGGAGACCGCGAAAUCGCCGCGGGAAACGGGGAACUUCGCAGACAUCCAAGUGGCUGUGGGGGGCUGCAAGCCCGUGCACGAGGCGGAAAUCCUCGCCGAUACCGACGCUGUUCUGAUGCCGGGCGCCAUGCCGCCGGCCCGUGGCGCGGGGGGCCUGCCCGGCGCCCAGGCGCCCGCGAGGGAACCCUCGUGGCGCUGCCAGGACACGAACGGCAAACGUGUCAGCAUCCAGGCCGGCAUGCCGCCCAGAGGCAGCACCCCAACCGUCCAGCGAUCCUCCUGCGGACACCUCUCCGGGCAGCUCUCCGGGGCCGCGUUCCAGACGCUUGCUCAGGCCCCCAAGCGCUCCACGACGCAGUCCCGGACACAGCGCGCGUCGCAGGCCCGGCGGAGGCCGUCGGUGAAGCGGUGCUCGGUGCCCGCGAUGCCAUCUGAGCUCCCGGACGCCGGGGCGCGGGCCGCGGGGCCGCCGCAGCGGCUCGCGACGAUGACCAACCUGCAGCUGCCGGGCGCGGGCGACUCCAAGCCCGUCCGCGCGCUCAGCAAGCUCAAGCUCAAGGAUGACCCGCGCGACGGGUAUCAAGGGCUGCUGGGGGCGCUGGGGCUGACCGCGCACAAGGGGACCGUCAUCAACGCGGGGCUGCCGUUCGACGGAGAGAUCGACGCGUGA
Messenger RNA from Pedinophyceae sp. YPF-701, 711 nucleotides. The record is from the annotation of a GenBank genome assembly. Lineage: Eukaryota; Viridiplantae; Chlorophyta; Pedinophyceae.